AUGGUUCGGGAUUUCACGGCGCUGAAGGUUAGCAGGACACUUUUGCGACUGGGUAGAGGCGCGAGCGGAGAUCGAAGUGCCAGCAAGCGGCGCAACGGAAUUGCGGGCGGAAAGCUAGCAUCCGCCCGAAACGUCCGCGCUGGUGACCGGCUACGGGUGUCUGCAUAUGUUUGCGCAUCUGUGUGCAUGACAUUCGGUCCGGACAGCCGUGAUCAGCAAGCGUCUUGCGAGGCUCGGGAACAUUACGGUCCGCUCAUCCGCCCAUUGCUUUUGGCGGCGAAGUCUUUCCGAAUGAAACAGCCGUUGCGUAUAUUUUGCGUUCUUCGUGAUUCGGACACCCAUUCAAUCUUCAACAUGCUUGUCGAGAGGCCAUUGACCAACCUCACGCCUGUGAGCCAGCAGCCAGCUGACGCUUUCAAGCUCUCCAACUCGCAAGGAUUUGAGUGGUCGCUGAGCUUCCUCACGCCAACUCUACUCAAGAUCGUCGUCGUUGGUCCAAACCAUCCUCUCCCACAACAAAGCAAUGUGCAGUGGAACAACAAGCCACUCGCCGUUUCGGCCAAGAUCGAUGCAGCCGCCAAAAAGGCAUUUCUAAGCGUAGAAGGCUUGACACGAGAAGUGACGGUUCAAUGGGACGACACACCUCUCGUUGACGUCUACGAGACCGUGCACGGUAGCAAUGAGAAGGUGCUCAUCUUUGGCGAUAGCCCACACAAGUCGUACUGCUACUCGGACAAUGGCUUCACCCGACACACCCGCUUCCAGAUGAACAACCUUCAUGUCGGUUUGGGAGAGAAGGCCGCACCGCUCGACUUGACCCGUCGAUCCUUCUCCAUCACCGGAAGUGACUCUGCGAGCUACGAUGCAUACCUCACCGAUCCGCUGUACAAGCACACUCCCUUCCUCAUGUCGCUACCCAAGCCCUUCGACGCGGAAGGCAACCGGCAGCCGUUGACCUCUGUUGUCGGCAUCUACUCGGCUUCCAACUCAGACGCCAACUGGGAUGUCGGUCGUUACAUCGACGAGCCCUGGGGUAUCUUCAAGAAGCACACACAGGACUACGGCGGUCUCGAGGAGUACAUUCUGAUCGGCGAACAAGCUCAACAGGUCGUCACGCAGUUCUCCGACCUUGUCGGACGUCCGCAGCUCGUACCACGAGAUUGGUUGGGAUACCUCGCCAGCGGUAUGGGUCUUGGUGAGAGUGACGAGCCUAUCGCACAGGAGCUGCUUUCCGGGUUCCCUGGCACCUGCAAGCACCACGACAUCCCUUGCUCGGCCAUCCAUCUCUCUUCCGGCUACACUGUCGACAACGACGGUAACCGUCUCGUGUUCACCAUGAACAAGCGUCGAUACCCCGACUUUGCAGAGAUGGUCAAGACCUUCCACAAAGCGGGUAUUCGAGUGACACCGAACAUCAAGCCAUACGUUAUGCAGAGGCAUCCACACUACCAGAAGCUGCACGACGCAGGUGCGCUCUUUACCGAUCCUAACAACGACAACAAGCCCGUCGUUACUCGAAUCUGGUCGAGCGGCAUCGGAUGCACCGAGCUCGGCUCCUGGGUCGAUAUGACCUCCAAAGCCGGUCGCGAAUGGUGGCGUCAAGGUGCGCUCGAGCUGUGCAAGCUCGGAGUCGACAGCCUUUGGAACGACAACAACGAGUACUUCUUAUUCGACGAUGCCUACAUCUGCAAGAACGAGCUCGCUGACGAUUCCAAGAGCGACGGCAACCGUACCGGUAAGCCUACGCCCAUUGGUCAUCUCGGUCGUAUGACCAACACCGAGCUUAUGGCGAGAGAGUCUUACCAUGCUCUCGCGACGCAGCAUCCUGACCGCCGACCUUUCGUCCUCACCCGAUCUGCCAACGUCGGUACGCAAAAGUGGGCUGCUUCGACCUGGUCUGGAGACAACCGUACCAGCUGGCACAACCUUCGGGGCUCUAUCGCCAUGAACCUUAACGCGCAGAUGUCGUUGUUGCAAUCGUACGGCAACGACAUUGGCGGCUUCGCUGGUCCCCUUCCUAGCCCAGAGCUGUUUGUACGAUGGAUUCAGUCCGGUGUUACCCAGCCCCGAUUCUGUAUCCACUCUUUCAAGCCUUGCAAAGAGGAUCCUACGGGUGUCAAGCUCAACAACUUGCCGUGGAUGUACCCCGAAGUCGUCGACAUCAUCCGCACCACGAUCAAGCGAAGGUACGAGAUGCUGCCGUACAUCAACAACCUCAACUGGCGCUCGCAUCUUGCUGCUGAGCCGAUGAACACCUGGCUCGGAUGGGGCGAAUUUGCCGCCGACCCAGAGGUGUACCAGAAGGAAGUUCUCGAAGGCUUCGACUACUGGGUCGGUCACGGGCAACUUCUCGUCGCCGGUGCUUACCACGAGAACGAACUGACCCGACGUGUCUACCUCCCUGCAGCUGGCAAGGAAGACACCAAGGUGUACUACGACACACACGCCCCCUUCGGCGUGUACAAAGCCGGUCAAUGGGUCGACAACGUCUCCACCCCACUCGCCCACUUUGCCGUCUUUGCUCGCGAAGGAACCGUCAUCCCCGUCGGUCUCCCCAAGAACACUCUCACCCAGUCGGAAGGAAUCGCCACUCUGACGGGUAGCGGCACCAAGGUGCUCACCGAGGAGGAAGGUGGUCAGUGUGCACACGAUGACUGGAGAGGCGUGGAGAUCUUCCCUUCGCCAGCCGAUGCUUCGAGCCCGGCCAAGUACACGUACACCUGGAUCGAGGACGACGGUGUUUCUGCGAAACCCGUCACUGCCGAGAUCAAGCUGGAAAUUUCGUCGAACAAGGAUGAGGUAUCGGUCAAGGCGACCGCUGCCAAGAACGGGUUUGCGCCGCUGUGGGGCAACACUCUCUGGGUGAUCUUGCCAAGACCCGAUGUCAGGAAGGUGCAGGGUGCGAGCAUGACUAUGAUGUACAAGGGACAGACCGCGUACGCCAUCACCGUCGCUGGGCUCUAG
Messenger RNA from Pseudozyma hubeiensis SY62, 2964 nucleotides. Its product is annotated as glycoside hydrolase. Lineage: Eukaryota; Fungi; Basidiomycota; Ustilaginomycetes; Ustilaginales; Ustilaginaceae. Bases 1 to 2964 code for a protein of 987 amino acids. Gene Ontology annotation, molecular function: hydrolase activity, hydrolyzing O-glycosyl compounds; carbohydrate binding. Gene Ontology annotation, biological process: carbohydrate metabolic process. The transcript is spliced from 3 exons. The record is from RefSeq and is a predicted model, not a curated record.